AUGGAGAAUACCGACGCCUCGAGCACUGCCUCUUCCCCUCACAGGGGAGUGAGUCCCACUGCCAAGGACAUCGAGGCCGUGGCCGCUGUGACAGCCCAGGCUCAAGCCCAGGCCUUUCCUGCCACUCUCUCUGAUGCGACCGCCGAUAUCCUGGCUCUGACCAAGGCCCUCACCACCCCAAUCGAACAUAUUAUGCCUGAGGACCCUGCAACCACUGUCUCGGAACAAGUCAUCGCCGCCGUUGCCUCACCCUUGGUCGAGAACAACCCAGUCGUGACCGCCGCAACAGAGUCUGGACUUUAUCAAACACAGGACAGCGAGUCGGCAGCAGCAGUGGCAGCAGUGACGGCAGCGCUCACACCCUCCUCAGGACAGCAAUCCCUCCAUGACCAUCAGACCCCAGAGAGUCAUCAUCAACAAGCAGCAGUUCGGGAGGACCACGAACAAACAUCCAAGCCUAUGGACUGGACCAACGCCGACGAUGUCAACAGCGCCUAUAACCAGGUCCUUUCAAUAAACGCCCAAAAGGAGAAACCCUUGGGCAAGCGGACAGCUCAGGAAGCCUUUGAGCAGGAUGAGGCCGCAAGAGCACUUCAGCUCAUUGCGCUCUCACUUGGCGCGCCCAGCACUUCAAGCGCCAACACGGGCACCAGCAUGGAUGCGACCACAGCUGCUAUUGCCGCGUCUAUCUCUGGAGCUGAGCACAAGGAAACCCACGUGGUAACGGACCCGGCUACCGCAGCGCAGUUACAGCAGGGCAUGGAAGGUGUCCUGAAGACCCAGGAGACAGCGGCGUCGGUGACGGAUACCCUCAUGUCGAUAUCACGGGCCAUCAACUUUCCUUCCGAGUCGUCAUCCUACUCCAAAAUUCAGGACAGCACCGAUGCAUUCACGCAGGCUGUUAUCAACGCUACGCAGAUGGAGAUGAACAAGAACAAGGAGCUCGCGACACUUGCCAACAGUCUCGGUAACAGCAAUGGCAGCAAGGAAGGUCACAUGGACACGAGCGGUCUGGAGAAACUGAGUCUUCAUCACGAAAACCGAGCUGCUACUGGCGACCAGUCGACAUCAGCAGCGGCAGCAUCAGGAGGAGCGCCAACGACAUCCGGUUCCAAUCAAGGAUUCUCGUUCGAGAUCGACAAGGUCACUGGCAAGGCGUUGAUCAAGUGGACGGAGCCGAGCGAAUCGAGUACAGAGAUUCACGAUGCAGAUGCGCGCGCGAUUCAGCAGGCACUCCACACCUUGAUUGUCAACAGUGGAAUCGGUUUGUCAGACUUGGGAGUAGCUAACGCUGAACUAUUGGGAGCAGCCCCACCACUCGGACAGUUCCCAGCCCAGGGUUCACAGUUCGGAACAGCACAGGAUUCAGCAACUCCCAAGGCUCUACCACCAGCUCCUCGGAAAAAGCGACGACCAGCAACAACGUCAACUGCAGCCAGCGAGAAGAAUACGGCAGCAUCGAUCCCAGAGGGCGCGGCGUCAUUUCCCUGCGAGUUCCAGGGCUGCAACAAGGUCUUUGCGCGUCUCUACAACCUCAAGUCUCAUUCCAAGACACAUACCAACGAGAGGCCUUUUGUGUGCGCUCAUUGCGAUCUGGCGUUUGCUCGAGGACACGAUCUGAAGCGACAUGUCAAGGUCCACGGAGGCGAAAAGCCGUUUACGUGCAGUGGUUGCUCAAAGUCAUUUUCCCGCCUGGAUGCUCUUGGUCGCCAUCGGGCCAACUCUAAAAACCGUGCUGGAUGCCAAUCGAUCAAGGAUGCGCUUCCUCUUCCUCUUCCACCAGUGACGAUUUCAGAAACCAUGGUGGCUGCGGCAUCUAGUAUCCCUAUCUCGGCACCUCCCUCUAUUCCUGGAUCCGCUUCUGCCUCUGCCCCCGCAUCUCCACCCCCUCCUCCUCCACCCGCAUAG
This is a messenger RNA of Linnemannia hyalina, 1908 nucleotides long. The record is from the annotation of a GenBank genome assembly. Lineage: Eukaryota; Fungi; Mortierellomycota; Mortierellomycetes; Mortierellales; Mortierellaceae.